UAAAAAGCAAGAAUGCGGUAACGGAUAUUUAUUUGGAGAUGAAAACCAUAUCCUCCGCACUAUAAAGAAAUCCACAUUUUCUGCGAAGAAGUGAAACUCUGUACAUCUAUCGUAUGCGCGUAUGGCUGGAAUUAAGCUUAUGCGGGCGGUUCAAUAUGAAGGUUAUGGAGGCGGUGCUGCUGCUCUGAAGCAUGUUGAAGUUGCAGUGCCCACUCCUAGUAAAGGUGAGGUUUUGCUAAAGAUGGACGCUACAAGCAUAAACCCAAUUGAUUGGAAAAUCCAAAAGGGCAUGCUACGCCCUCUUUUGCCCGGAAAAUUCCCUUACAUACCUGCAACUGAUAUAGCAGGAGAAGUAAUGGAGAUUGGGUCCGGUGUGAAGAAUUUCAAGGCUGGUGACAAAGUUGUGGCUAUGCUCAGUCAUUUUAAUGGAGGUGGUUUUGCAGAGUACGCUGUGGCCAAAGAGAGCCUAACUGCCUUAAGGCCUCCCGAGGUACAAGCUGCUGAAGCUGCGGGCCUUCCAGUUGCAGGCCUAACAGCCCACCAGGCCCUCGUGGAUGCAUCCGGGAUCAAGCUUGAUGGUAGCAGCAGCUGCCCAAGGAAGAAUGUCCUUGUGACUGCCGCCUCUGGUGGGGUGGGCCACUAUGCCGUCCAACUAGCGAAGCUGGGGAACACACACGUGACUGCCACAUGUGGGGCCCGAAACAUCGAGUUCGUGAAGAGUUUAGGGGCAGACGAGGUCAUUGACUAUAAAACCCCUGAAGGAGCAUCUCUCAAGAGCCCUUCGGGCAAAAAAUACGAUGCGGUCAUCCACUGUGCCACGGGCAUCCCGUGGUCGACUUUCGAGCCUAAUCUGAGUGAGAACGGGAAGGUGAUAGACUUAACCCCGGGCCCGAAAGCAAUGUGGACCUUUGCCGUCAAGAAACUCACAUUGUCAAAGAAGCAAUUGGUGCCGUUGCUUUUGUCCCCCAAAAGUGCCAACUUAGAGUAUCUUGUCGGGCUGGUUAAGGAGGGGAAGUUAAAAAGCUUCAUUGACUCGAAAUAUAGUUUGAGUAGUGCUGAAGAUGCUUGGGCUAAGAGCAUUGAAGGACAUGCUACUGGGAAAGUUGUUGUGGAGCCCUGAAAGAAUGAAGGGGGUCCACCGGCAGUGAACACAAUUACAGCUCUACAUGAUAUUAUUAUUAUUAUUAUUAUUAUUAUUAUUAUUAUUAUUAUUAUUAUUAUUAUUAUUAUUAUUAUUAUUAUUAUUAUUAUUAUUAUUAUUAUUAUUAUUAUUAUUAUUAUUAUUAUUAUUAUUAUUUAAUUGUUACUAGGAUAUGAGAUGAUAAUUAACUUAUGUGAUUGUGUACAUUGAUCUGAAUAAAGUAUUGUG
Molecule: messenger RNA, 1369 nt
Organism: Cuscuta epithymum
Lineage: Eukaryota; Viridiplantae; Streptophyta; Magnoliopsida; Solanales; Convolvulaceae
Source: the annotation of a GenBank genome assembly